Lecanosticta acicola is the source of this 1385-nucleotide messenger RNA. The record is from the annotation of a GenBank genome assembly. Lineage: Eukaryota; Fungi; Ascomycota; Dothideomycetes; Mycosphaerellales; Mycosphaerellaceae.
AUGUACGGCGGACCAUAUCGUGUGAUAUCGUAUCCUGAAAUCCGCGCCCUCCUAAACCUCGGAACAGUCUCGACUUCGAUUCUCGCUGACGCUUCGGAUAUCGACGAUACCUCCCUUUUCUUUCUCAAUAUCAGCCCAGCAUCGACAGCGGAGAUCAAGGUUCGGGUAUUUCUCCAACACCCAGCAUGCGAUCGAGAACUUGUCAUCCCGACAACCAUGAAAAUACAACGGGUAUGUAAGCAAGCUGCACCGAUCAGGCCAUGCGCUGAUUAACGCUGCAAGAUCUUCAUCUAUCCCGUCAAGUCGCUGCGACCCGUCGAGGUCAAGGCGGCAGAGAUCACUAACGAAGGUCUGCGAUUUGACCGCCAAUAUGUCCUGGUCAAGCCGCCUUCUGCUGAGACGGAGGGCUUCGCCGAACACAUCACGAUCAAGAACCACUUUGAGCUCGGCCUAUUCCAUACAGACAUCGACAGGACGUGGUCCAAAUUGACCAUCACUCAUGCGACAUCAGAGGAGAACGGCUCCGUCACUCUGCCACUAAGCCCUUCGCCGGUCAGCUUGAUGAAUGCGAAAGUUUUCCACGUUAGCAUCUUCGGGACGAAAGCUACCGGUAUAGAUAUGGGAGAAGAUGUGACCAAGUACUUCUCCUUCCAUCUUGGCAAAGAAGUGCACUUGCUGUACAUCGGUGGCAGUGGCCAAAGAGAGAUCCCAGGAGCCGUCUAUCUCCCAAAGCACAAGAUCAGAGCUUUGUCCAUCGCAGUAAACGACAAGCUGCAACCUCAGCGAUUACGCUUCGCUGAUGCGGCGCCUCUGCUGGUCACUUCAACUGCUUCAGAAGAAGAUGCGCGGCGAAGACUUCCGCCUUCAGUCCGCGGAGAGGACGUCAUUGUCCGAUUCCGACCAAACAUACACGUUGACGUUGGCGACGAGCAGAAGCCAUACGAGGAAGACAACUGGAACAUGUUGACUGUGAGGUCCAGAGCUGAUCCAGCACAAGAAGUCUCGAUUCGAUGUCUCUUCCGAACAACACGAUGUCUGAGCUUGAACGCGGACCUCGCGAAGGGCACGAUGAUUACGACUAACCGUCAACUAUACGGUCUGCUUGCGAAAGACCGCAGAGUCAAUCCCGCUCAUCCCCGUAUGUCUCCAUAGUCAACGGUCGCGUAUGCUCUAUGCUUACAAUACUUGUAGAUAAGCCUGUGUUUGGGCAGUACGCAUGCGCCGGUCCGAGUGGAGCCGUCCUUAGAGUUGGCGACGAAGUUGAGAUCACAGAGUCAACUAGUCGACCAUCUACUCCAGGAAACCCUGGUUCUCUAUCACCGGCGAUCACUCCUAUCAUUGAGAGCGACGACUAUGAGAAGUCGGCAGCACCUUUGGCGACGUGA